AUGAGGGUCAAGAUGGCAUUCAGAAAUGCACUCCGCUCUUUCCGUGGUACUUUGAUCGAUGGGCUUCUUCAGCCAAAUGUGCGUCUGGGCAACGGCCUGAACCUGAACAAGAAUCACAGUCUUGAUGAAGAGAACGCUGAAAAAGAUAUUGAGAACGCCCGCGCAUCGAAGGACUUCAGAAGAGCACAGCUGGAGGUCCAGAAAUUACGCCCGUGGGAAAUGACCAAAGGCCGUCCUCGCAAUAAGCGUUUGCAGAUCAGGGCCCGGACUUUUGAUGAAAGAGAGAUUGCACUUGAUGAGAGACAAGUUGCACUUGAUACGAGAGAAGUUGCAGUUAGUGAGAGAGAAGCUGCACUUAGAAAGAGAGAAAAUGCACUUAGAAGAGAAAUUUUUGCAUUGGAUAAGAGAGAAAAUGCACUUAAAAAGGGAGGGACUGGAUCCUUUGAGAGGGCAGCUGCGCUCGAUUCGAGGGAAGCUCAGCUCAAUAACAAACAUCAACAACUUCUAAACAAGGAAGAGCAGUUGUUCUUGCAAACGCAGUCGAUGCGGAAUCAACAGACAGAUCAGCCAGAGCUCAAUGCAAAAAAGGCUCUCGAGGAAGCAAAAGAUCUUGUCAAAUUGAGGAAGAAGGCUUAUAUAUUAGAGCAAAGGCGCGCAGGAAACACACUACCGCCCAAAAGUUCCGACAAAAGUUCCGAAUCUGGGAAGCCCGUGGCGGCCGCCAUGUCUGAUCCAGAGUCCUCCACACAAUCUUCGAUGGCACCCGAAAUCGAGAUCGAAAUCGAAUCUGCAUCUGACUAUGAUAACAUCUUCCCUUAUACAGACGACUCUAGCUAUUUAGAUGCCCGCACCCGCAUUGUACUUCCUCGCCGGCCUGCACCAUAG
This is a messenger RNA of Didymosphaeria variabile, 885 nucleotides long. RefSeq lists its product as uncharacterized. The record is from RefSeq and is a predicted model, not a curated record. The transcript has 2 exons. Bases 1 to 885 code for a protein of 294 amino acids. NCBI's taxonomy places the organism in Eukaryota, Fungi, Ascomycota, Dothideomycetes, Pleosporales, Didymosphaeriaceae.